Molecule: messenger RNA, 3790 nt
Organism: Gadus chalcogrammus (walleye pollock)
Lineage: Eukaryota; Metazoa; Chordata; Actinopteri; Gadiformes; Gadidae
Product: protein mono-ADP-ribosyltransferase PARP12-like
Exons: 11
Coding region: 522-2495 (657 amino acids)
Molecular function (GO): NAD+ poly-ADP-ribosyltransferase activity; zinc ion binding
Source: RefSeq, a predicted model, not a curated record
GGGUUCAUUUGGAUGGGUCUGGAAUAGCUGGGGUUGCACCUGCUCUGGCCCUCUCGUUCAUAAGGCCUUGCCAGUGCUGCUUGCUCCAUUAAUGACUCGGACCUGGAUCCACAGAGAGUUGCUUGGGAUAAGAUGGUCCGACUAAUAACUACAUAGCAACAGUACAAGCCUUAUGUACUGUUGUUUUAAUUGACGCAGAUAAUGUUUGAUUAUUUUUGUGUCUUGAGACCCUAUUAUCGAGUCUGCUUCAUUCAUAUCAUGACAGCAGUGACAUCUCGUGUUCAGACACCAUUAUACAGCGUCAAAGGCGGUCGACGUGUUAAAUUUAGAGUUAGUGUUUGUAAGUAUCCACUGUUAUUUGUUCAAAUAAAAUAGGUGGAAGAUCAAGCAAUCAUUGGAAUGCACAACAAUCCUAAUAUACACACAGACAAAGAAAAGCGUGUUUAGUUUCGGUUUCGUUUCCCUGAAUUGAAAACCGGAAGAGAAAAACGAGCUGGUACGAUACUGUGCCAUAAGAGAAAAUGGCAGGGACGGUUUCUAAAAUCAUUUAUGACAACCUGUGCGCCAACCAAGGAUGGUUGGAGUUCAUUGAAUUUAAAGAAGUACUUCGAAAAGGUCGUAUCACAGUUGACCACUCGGUCCUUCUCAAAAUUGUAUCUGACAAUGGGAAAUUUGCGGUUCCAUUGGCCAAGGAAAUAAAACCAAGAACUCUGGUCGUGGCGAGAACCCAGUUGAGGGUCUGCCAGAAGGCGCAGGGAGAAUGUCCCCAGUGCAACCACUUGCAGUUGUGCAGGUAUUUUAUAUGCGGAUACUGCAGAUUCGGAAAUAAAUGCAAACAUUCCCACGACCUGGCUUCUCAACACAAUUUAACCAUUUUGAUUGAGGCUGGACUACAAAAUCUGACUGGAAAAGAGCUCUUCCCAUUAUUACUGCAAAACGAUGCCUACUUGCUUCCUGAGAUAUGUUUACAUUAUAACCGGGGCAAUGGUCAGCAUGGUAUCUGCAAGUUCCCAAACUCUUGCAUCCGCCUCCAUGUCUGUCAGCACUUUCUCCAAGGUGACUGCAAGUUUGGAGAAAAGUGUAAGAGGGAGCAUUCCUUCAACGAUCAGGUGCUGAAGAUCCUGAAAGGCAGAGGUCUCAGCGAUGACAAUAUAAGCAAACUGUACAAAAUCUACCGCUGCAAAUCCAUCAUCAACCAGCAACCGCCUAAUCUUGAGAAUCUUUUAGCACACCCAGAGGUGACGGACAGUCUGCCAAUCAGAAGCCUCGCAAUAAAGUCCACCACCAGUGAUACUUCUGCUGCCCCCCCAACCAGUGAGGCCGACCGUAAUGAAAUCUGUCUCUUCUUUCUACGCCAACAUUGCAGCUUUAAAGACAAGUGUGUACGGGUGCACUACCAGCUACCUUAUAGGUGGCAGGUCCAGGACAGUGUGUCUCUCAGCUGGAUUGAUAUGCCUAACAUGGAGACCAUGGAGAAGGCCUACUGUGACCCUAAGAAAACAGUCAAAAACCUUGGGGGACCUGUCCGUCGUCUAUCUACGGUCUCCUCUGUCUCCAAGCCCAACUACUUCAUCCUCACCACUGAUUGGCUGUGGUACUGGCAGGACGACAACGGGAGCUGGGAGGAGUAUGGACAGGACAAGGUGGGUGAGGAUGGUGGAAGUACUGCUUCUGUCAAUUCUGGCACUCUGGAGCGUACCUACCUAUCAGAAACAGAGGUGGAAUGUUUCAGUGCAGGCAAACACAAUUACACGAUCAACUUCAAAGAGAUGCAGCAGCAGAACCUGAAGUACGGAACCCAGAGAGAGGUCCGCAGACGGCCUCGCUUUGUGUCCACACAGGAGGUGCAGGACAAAUUGAGAGGCAUCUCAUCACCAAGUGCCGCGUCCUCUUCCCUAGGCGAUUCGGUACCAGCGAACUGGGAGAAGACUUCCCUACCUAACUUUGGAUAUAAGGUCAUCCCACUGACCAGCUCCUCCACGGAGUACCAGCUGGUCGAGAGCUGGUUCAAGCGCACCAUGAAGACCAGCUUGAUCAACAAAAUCGAGCGCAUACAAAACCCCGCGCUUUGGAAGGUCUUUCAAUGGCAAAAGACUCUGAUGAAGGAGAAAAAUGGAGGAAAGCCUGUAGACGAACGCCACCUGUUCCAUGGCACAGAAGAGUCUCUGCUGGAUCCCAUCUGUGAGCAGAACUUUGACUGGAGGAUGUGUGGAGUCCACGGCACAGCAUACGGCAAAGGGAGUUACUUUGCCAGAGACGCCUCCUACUCAGAUAAGUACUCCAAGGCCCACCGGGGCCUGAGGAGGGUGAUGUUCGUGGCCCACGUCCUGGUGGGGGAGUUCACUUUGGGCAGCAGCAGCUACGCCCGCCCCCCAAGCAAAAGCACCGGCACAAGCCUCUACGACAGCUGCGUGGACCGCGCCAGGGAUCCCAGCAUCUUCGUGGUCUUUGAGAAACACCAGAUUUACCCGGAGUACAUCAUUGAUUAUUCCUGAACACUGGGCUCUGCCUACUAAGCCACAUACAUGCCUACCCUUUGCUUUCUGUCAAUUUCUUAGACUUUAAGAGGUGCCCUGUAUCCUUUAGCUGCCAAGUGUAGUCAUGCAUGUCAUUAUACAUAGUUUUUUUUCUUAUAUUCAAAUAUUUGGGUUUAUCCGGGCCGGUGUUUUAAUCGCGUUUGUUUCACAGCGGUGCUGCUAAGACAAUUGGGAACAGUUGAAAAACAAUUCUCUUGUUCCGUGUCAUGCAAACUUAAGUGAGGAACAACUGAUUAUUUAGCAAAAAUAGCAAUGUCAUAUUAUGCAUUGUGGGUCAUCUUUGGCUUAGCAAGUUGAUGAAGGACUCUACAACUCCAUGUCUUAACUCAGGCGUAAAAGGGCAUAAAAAAUAGCUUUUUAUGAUAGUUUUUUUUUUUAUUAGUUUUAACAAUUCAUUAUUCAAAUCAGUCCAAUAAGUAUAUGAAUGCAUAUAAAAACAAUGCAUAACUUGAAUACAUAAUCUUGAAACAAAAAAAAAAAAUCACAUCACUGUAAUCCAGUGCAAUCCCAAUGGCUGCAGCCCACCUCGUGCAAAAUGCCUCACCACUGCUUGCUCCGGAGUCGGACCUGGAUCCACUGGGAGCUGCUUGGGAUAAGACUGUCGUACCAAUAAAUAAAUAGUAACCCUACAAGCCUUAUAUACUGUGUGUUGUUAUUGACCUUAUGGACCACUGCCCAACACUUUGGAGUUAAGAACAGGCAAAUAAUAUUCCAGAAGCACUAAGGUAUGCACAAUGAGAUCAUUGAUUUAUCACUCAAAAUGAAAUCAACACCAGAGCACUUCUCCUUUAAUUUACAGGGAAGUAACUUGAUAUGUGUUAUUUAACUUUUCCAUCAAACCCAUUGAGUAAUUGAUUGCUGCCGUCCUAGAUGAUAUAUAGUAUAUUUUUGCCUAUUUUCUCAGCUUCGGUUAUCAGCUUCUCUUUUAGUGAUCUUAAGAAAUAUGCCAUUCUUGGGUCCGAGAGUGACAUCAGACUUCAACUCAAGAGGGACCUGUAUCAGGAAAAAGCACACGCAACACACACUCACGAGUCAUAUCUGAAAACUUCAGUAGCAAGUGUACCCAAUAUGUGACCCAUCAACCAAUAUCACAUACUUUACAAACUUUAGUCUGCAAAUAACAAGCAAUGAAGAACAGCACCAACUAUAGUGUGUUUCAACCCCAUUCUACCUCACUCUUUCCAAUGGGAUCACUGUGACAUGUUUUAUUGUUUUGUUUCUCAUGAUGUAAUUUCCUUUCCAAAAGGGGUCAC